AUGGGAGAUAGCGAUGAAUUAACUGAAUUAACAAAGUUAGGUGAAUAUAGAAACAGAAGCACAAGCAACAACAACAACAUCAACAACAACAACAAUACCACCAACAACACCACCAACAUCAACAUCAACAACAGCAAUAGUAGCACCAACAACCAAUUCAAUAAGUUUAUAAAGUUUAAAUUCUUAAUUGUUGAUACUGUGAGAAUUCGUAAGAAACCACAAACUACAAUUGCUGAAAUUUUGGUUUUUGAAAAAUUACUUGAAUCAUUUAAUGAACAAAUUGAAUUAAUAGAAUUUUAA
This is a messenger RNA of Dictyostelium discoideum AX4, 300 nucleotides long. RefSeq lists its product as hypothetical. Bases 1 to 300 code for a protein of 99 amino acids. NCBI's taxonomy places the organism in Eukaryota, Evosea, Eumycetozoa, Dictyosteliales, Dictyosteliaceae. The transcript has 2 exons. The record is from RefSeq and is a predicted model, not a curated record.